AUGGUUCUUGUAACAAUAUUCAGCCGAAAUCUUCGAUCAUCUUGUAAUAUUCUAAUCGGAGCUUGUUGUUUUUUUGAUUUAAUUCUUUUCACAGAUAUCAUUGCAUUUGUAUAUUCUUUAUAUAUUGAAACACCACAAGGUAUUCUGAAAUAUUUUAAGUAUGACUUGUUAACUAAAAAACAUAUUUCAGAUAUUUGUUUCUACAUAAAUAUUCCAGCCGAUUUCGGUGCAUUUGCUUCAAAUGCUUGUGUUUUAAUGGUUGGAGUUGAUCGUCUUCUCGCAAUUACAAAUCCUCAAAAAUAUAUGUAUAUCGAGACUCAUAAGAAAAAAUAUCUAACGCUUCUUUUAAUGUUUCCAAUUUCAUAUGCCUCCUAUUUGCUAUACGUUGGAUUCGGACAACGAAACCCAAAAAAGUUAGUUUCACGGUAAUAACUUUUAUAUGAACUUUGGAACUUUUAGAACAGUAAUUUGUCUUUUGCCUGAAUCACUUGGUCAUGCUUACGAUCUUUUUGCAAUGACUUCAUUUAUUAUCAAUUUAUUCGUUCCGCCGAUUUAUAUUUAUGUAUAUUUUAAAAUAAAAAAGUGUCAAAUGAGUGAGUAACUAAUAUGAGUUAUUUGGAUACGUGGUCCAAAAAUUUGCAACUUUUUUCAUUUUAGAAACAUUUUUCAGAAGCCUCAACUCAAUCAGUUUUCAAAAGUCUAUUUGUGACAGUAAUAUUAGUUGUUAGUGGUUGGAUGACAACUGAUUUAAUCGGAGUUCUUACUGUCAUAAUUCCAAUGAAUCCCGAAGUUGCAAGAAUGAUUCAAUUAUAUUGUGGAGCAUUUAUUUUCACAUCAUCCUCAUUUAACGCAUAUGUUUAUUAUCGAAUAAGUAAAGAUUAUCGAUCAGCAAUUCGAUUGAUGUUUCGAUUGGAUAAACCUGGACAAAAAUGGAGAACUAAAUCACUGAAUGGGAUAAAUCAACCAACUUUUGAUGGAUCUACAAAACAAGAUGGGCCACCGACAACAACGAGAAGGGAUACAACAGUUUAUCCGAAUUCUAGAAAAUUUUAA
This is a messenger RNA of Caenorhabditis angaria, 1053 nucleotides long. NCBI's taxonomy places the organism in Eukaryota, Metazoa, Nematoda, Chromadorea, Rhabditida, Rhabditidae. The record is from the annotation of a GenBank genome assembly.